AUGGCAAGAAUAUCCUCGCCAAGUGGAGAUUCGGAUGAAGAAGUACCUUUGAGGGCCAGGCUCCAGAGAUCUGGUGCUCGAAGGCCUUUUUCAUGGUUACGUGAAGAUUCAGAUGAACAAGUUAACAUGACGCCAAGGCAUAAGAGAACUCGUGUCAGACGUUUUUAUGAGGAAGAAACGGAAGAGGAAGAAGAGGAAAGUGAUGAAUAUGGAGGAGAAGAGGUUGGAGAGGGAAGUGUUGAAUAUGGAGGAGAAGAGGUUGGAGAAGAGGAAAGAGAUGAAUAUGGAGGAGAAGAGGUUGGAGAAGAGGAAAGAUAUGAAUAUGGAGGAGAAGAGGUUGGAGAAGAGGAAAGUAAUGACUAUGGAGAAGAGGUUGGCAGAGAAAGGGAAGAAGACAGAGAUUUCCUUAAUAAUAUCGAAGGGGCAUGGGAAGAGGAAGAGCCAAAUAAUGAAGCACAAGUACAUGAACAGCAGCAGGAUGGGUCUCAAUCUCAUGUUUCCAUAACCCUAACCGACCCAGAAUUGUUUGAUUGCCCUAUUUGCUGUGAGCCCUUGACCAUCCCUGUCUACCAAUGCGACCAAAACGGGCACAUAGCUUGCUCCUCCUGCCGUACAAAGAUUAACAACAAAUGUCCCUCUUGUUCCGGGUUCAUUGGAUUCAGUCGUUGCCGCGCAAUGGAGAAGGCUCUUGAAUCAAUCAAAACAUCAUGCCAAAAUAUCAAGUAUGGAUGCAAACAAUCUUUCCCUUUCCAUAAAAAAGGUGAACAUAUAAACGCAUGUGUUUAUUCACCUUGCUUUUGCCCCCAUUGCAACUUUGUCUCUCCAGAUAUUGAGUUAUACAACCACUUCAGAAGCAGCCAUGCGACUUUCGCAACGCAAUUCAAGUACAACUGUUUUUUUUCUGUUUCGUUAAAUGCCGAAGCAAGCUUUCUUGUUCUUCAAGAAAAGAAUGAUGAUACAUUAUUUAUCCUCAAGAAAAAUUAUGUUGAAGAUGUGGGAAAUUCAGUGAAAGUUACUUGUAUACAACCCGGCUUCAGGGAGGGCUUCUUAUAUCAGCUUCGUGCGAGAGCCAAGAAAAUGUCUCUCAAAUUGGAGGCCCUCACAGAGAGCACUCCAAGCCGGCAGGCAAUUGAUAAUCCUAAAACAGGGUUUCUUUUAAUUCCAUGUGAUUUUAUCAGUCCUGGUGGCCAGCUCAAGAUGGAAAUCCGCAUAGAGAGUUUUGAGAUGAUCCGGCCUGCAUUGUUAGGUGGAGAUUCAUAUGAACAAGUUAACACCAGGCCCAUGCAUAAGAGAGCUCGACUGAAUCCUCGACCUCAGGCAUCCAUCUUAAUGGAUGAGGAAGAGGUGGAACAAGAAGAGGAAAGUGGUCAAUCUGAAGAAGAAGAAGAAGAAGAUGGGUCUCACUCUCAUGUGGUCAUAACCCUAACCGACCCAGAAGUAUUUGAUUGCCCUAUUUGCUUUGAACCCUUGACAAUCCCUGUCUACCAAUGUGACCAAAAUGGGCACAUAGCUUGCUCCUCCUGCUGCACAAAAAUCAACAACAAAUGUCCCUCCUGUUCUGGGUCUGUUGGAUUCAAUCGUUGCCGUGCCAUCGAGAAAGCUCUUGAAUCUAUCACAAUAUCGUGCCAAAACAUUCAUUAUGGGUGCAAAGCAUCUGUGGCUUUCCAUAAAAAAGGUGAACAUCAAAAGGCAUGUGUGUAUUCACCUUGCUCUUGCCCCCAUUUAUCUUGCAACUUUGUCUCUUCAGCUGAGCAGCUAUACCAACACUUCAGCAGUAGCCAUGUGAAUUCUGCAACACAAUUCAGGUACUACGACAGUAUUGCUGUAUCAUUAAAUGCCAGUGACAAAUUUCUUGUUCUUCAAGAGAAAAAUAAUGGUACAUUAUUUAUCCUCAAGAACCAUCGUGUUGAAAAUCUAGGAAGUGCAAUGACAAUUACUUGUGUACAACCUGGCUUCAUGGAGGGCUUCUUCUUUGAGCUUUAUGCGAAAACUGAGAAAAAUUAUCUCAUAUUACAGAGUUUCACAAUGAACACUCCAAGCCUGCAUCUUAUUGAUGAUAGCCCUCCUAGAACCGGGUUUCUUUUAAUUCCUUGUGGGUUUAUCAGUCCUGGUGGCCACCUUAAGAUGGAACUUUGCAUAUGGCCGAAAGGUAUCCUUCCUAUGUAG
Messenger RNA from Prunus persica (peach), 2166 nucleotides. RefSeq lists its product as uncharacterized. Gene Ontology annotation, molecular function: zinc ion binding. NCBI's taxonomy places the organism in Eukaryota, Viridiplantae, Streptophyta, Magnoliopsida, Rosales, Rosaceae. The record is from RefSeq and is a predicted model, not a curated record. The transcript is spliced from 3 exons. Bases 1 to 2166 code for a protein of 721 amino acids.